This is a messenger RNA of Heterobasidion irregulare TC 32-1, 303 nucleotides long. RefSeq lists its product as uncharacterized. The transcript is spliced from 2 exons. The coding region runs from base 1 to 303 and encodes 100 amino acids. The record is from RefSeq and is a predicted model, not a curated record. Lineage: Eukaryota; Fungi; Basidiomycota; Agaricomycetes; Russulales; Bondarzewiaceae.
AUGGGUCACGUGGGCUACACUCCUGCUCAUCUGACACAAGCGCGUCCCGAACCUCCGAGCGCUAGUUAUCCAGGCCGCCAUAUAUAUAGGAGACUAUUCGCAUUUGGUGGCUCCUCCCAUUCCUCUCUCGCCAUGGGCAUACAAACCAAACACUUCUUCAACAAUCCUUCUCAUCUUGUUCUCGAGUCCCUUCAGGGCUUGUGUGUGAUCAACCCAAGUGUUGCGCUCGACACCACCAACAAAGGUGCGUCACCAUCCGUGUAUUGGGGGCCCAAGUCUCACUGUAGAGGAGUUCGCCUGUAG